Messenger RNA from Caenorhabditis elegans, 1454 nucleotides. Lineage: Eukaryota; Metazoa; Nematoda; Chromadorea; Rhabditida; Rhabditidae. The record is from the annotation of a RefSeq genome assembly.
AUGCUUCGCAAAACCAGUGGGUCAAACAUUCGACGUACUAAGCUCGAGGCUUCAGCGGAAAUUGUUGCCAUAGACAAUAAAGUCGAUGAGGCGAAAACGACAAAGGAUCUUGAUGACGUUCUCGAACGUAUUCAGGCUCUAGUCCAGAGCGUCAUCGAUGCUCCAAAAUUGCUAGAGUCAACUGGCUACGUAAAUUCUUUGAGGGAGAUUAUGAGCAGAUAUUUCAAAGCCAAAAUGUUGUCAUUGGAUGGACACGCAAUUGGCCGCGGAAUCACCACAUCUGCUGCACUAUCAAACAAAGAUGCUUUCAUUGUCGGAGCCGCCCGUACACCUAUUGGAUCAUUUCGUUCUUCUCUCUCUUCGGUAACUGCUCCAGAACUCGCCUCGGUUGCCAUCAAAGCAGCAUUGGAGCGUGGAGCAGUGAAGCCGAGUUCAAUUCAGGAGGUGUUCCUUGGUCAAGUCUGCCAUGCAAAUGCUGGCCAAGCUUCCGCUCGUCAAGCAGCUCUUGGAGCCGGACUCGAUCUUUCGGUUGCUGUUACCACCGUCAAUAAAGGAUGGUCAUCAGGAAUGAAGGCAAUCAUUCUUGCUGCCCAGCAAAUUCAAACCGGUCACCAAGAUCUGGCCAUUGGCGGAGGAAUGGAGAGCAUGUCACAAGUACCAUUUUUCCUUGCUCGAGUCGAACAGUCGUCUAACAAAUAUCAGGAGCAAACUGUCCAAGACGGAAUUUCCGAUUUCUUCGACAAACAAGAACUGUGCAUCAAUGGCGAAAGAACUGUGAAGAAUUAUGGCAUAUCUCGAAAUGCCAAAACAAAUUCUCAAUUGAAAGUUGUGAAAAGACAAUUGAAGCAUGGAGGAACGGCAACAUUGGUCCAGAAGUGGUGGCAGUGAACGUAAAAUCGAAGAAAGGGGUGGAAGCCGUCAAACAAGAUGACAUUACGAAGAUCAAGAAGAUCAAGGAAGGCUCAGUGUAUUCAAGCAUUCCAAUUUUUCCAGGCGGAACAAUUUCGGAUAAACACAUUGCCGCGUUCACAGACGGAGCAGCUGCUGUCAUUCUUGCCUCGCAGGAAGCAGUUUCCGAGCAAAACUUGAAGCCAUUGGCCAGAAUUUUGGCGUACGGAGAUGCCGCCACGCACCAACUCGAUUUCGCUGUAGCGCCGACUUUGCUGUUCCCAAAUCUUCUUCAAUCAGCAGGAGUCGAGCAAUCAGAUGUUGCUCAAUGGGAAGUUAAUGAAGCCUUCUCAUGUGUUCCCCUUGCUUUCAUCAAAAAACUAGGAGUCGAUCCAUCACUUGUGAACCCACAUGGAGGAGCUGUUUCAAUUGGUCACCCCAUCGGAAUGUCCGGAGCCAGCCUCAUCACUCAUCUUGUGCACACACUCGAAAGUGGCCAAAUCGGAGUUGCUGCCCUUUGUGACGGAGACGGUGGCUCAAGUGGAAUGGUUAUCCAGAAAUUAUAG